AUGAGAGUUCUUCAGAUCAACACAAAUCGGUCUAAAUCGGCCCACGAUCUCGCCCUAAGCACAGCAAUGAAUAUGAGAGCAGGAAUAUUAGUCCUGUCUGAACCCAACAAAAGGAGCAUAGAAGGCAGAAACGACUGGGUAUUCGACGAGUCAGUAGAUACCGCUAUAAAGGUACUUGAUAAAAGUAUCGCCAUUAAAGAGCAGGGAAAAGGAACUGGUUUCUUCUACGUAGCAACGACAUCAUUUACUAUAUACAGCUGCUAUGCCUCCCCAAACAAAAAAGUUGAAGAACUGGAAGCACUUCUCCAACAAAUCGGAAACUGCAUCAGAACUAGAGGAGAAGAAGCCAUAGUUGCAGGAGACUUUAACGCAAAAUCUCCGCAAUGGGGUAUGAAAAGAACUGACGGCAGAGGAAGAAUAAUUACCGAAUGGUUAGCACAAGAUGACCUAAUCGUCAAAAACAAGGGCGAAAACCCUACCUUUGUAAGAAAGAACUACGGGUCAAUACUUGAUCUAACAAUCGCUACGACUCAAAUUGGCAAAAAAAUACAUCAGUGGAAAGUCAGUGAAGAAGAAUCCCUCAGUGACCAUAACUAUGUCACCUUUGAAAUCGUGGAAAUACCGAGAUCCGUGCAGAAGAAACGGGAAAAAAUAGGUAAAACAGUUCACAAAAGCCAACCUAUGUACUGGUGGAACGAAGAUAUCGCGAAGCUCCGGAAAGUGUGCAUCGAAAAACGACGGAAGCACACAGGAGCUGCAAAGAAGAAUGUACCUUUGCAGACGCAGAAACUGUGGAAGGAAUAUGUGUGCAGCAAGAAAGAGCUACAAGGAAGUAUUAAAGCAGCAAAAAAGAAAGGCUGGACUACUGUUCGUGACGAAAUAGACAGAGAUGUAUGGAGAAAAGGAUACGAAAUAGUGCGCAACUUCGUUCAUUCUCAGCUGCUGUACGCAGCUCCAGUCUGGCACAAGGCGAUCAAAAAAAAAAAACAUCUCCGAAGAAAACUCGAGAGGGUACAAAAAGUAGCCGGCAUACGAGUAGCGAGUGCGUACCGGACGAUCUCAACCGAGGGAAUAGGAGUCAUUGCCGAAAUACCACCCAUAGAACUCUUAGUGCAAGAGAGGGUAGAAACUUACGAAGGAAAACCGCGGAAAGAAGCGAGAGAAGACCUUAUGGUUAAGUGGCAAGAAAAGUGGAUGACGGGCACACACGGGCGGUGGACGUGGCACUUACUACCAAAGAUACAAAAGUGGAUCGAACGCGGACAUGGAGAAACGGACUAUUUUCUGACGCAGGCACUUUCAGGACACGGGUGCUUUAGAGAGUACCUCUUCAAGCGUAAAAGAGCAGCCACAGAUAGAUGUCCAUACUGUAACGAAGUCGACGAUCUUAGAUCAGAAAAAAGACGUAGUAUCCGAGCCUGCGGCAGUUCUCAAUAG
This is a messenger RNA of Belonocnema kinseyi, 1437 nucleotides long. RefSeq lists its product as uncharacterized. The transcript has 3 exons. Gene Ontology annotation, molecular function: catalytic activity. Lineage: Eukaryota; Metazoa; Arthropoda; Insecta; Hymenoptera; Cynipidae. The record is from RefSeq and is a predicted model, not a curated record. Bases 1 to 1437 code for a protein of 478 amino acids.